Molecule: messenger RNA, 3297 nt
Organism: Oncorhynchus kisutch (coho salmon)
Lineage: Eukaryota; Metazoa; Chordata; Actinopteri; Salmoniformes; Salmonidae
Product: CD166 antigen homolog A
Exons: 16
Coding region: 222-1904 (560 amino acids)
Biological process (GO): cell adhesion
Cellular component (GO): plasma membrane
Source: RefSeq, a predicted model, not a curated record
AAAAUUCUACCCUACAGAGCUUCCCGUCGUCGCUCACUCGAUGCGCUCCCACAUUUGUUUGCCAAGGCAAGUGAGAGAGCACAUGUUAUACAGCAGUAACUGCACACAGUUAGUGAAUAUUUAACCCUGAAGUUUACGGAAAGAAGUUAACUGAUCGAUAAUAACAAACAUAUUAUCGAACUUUAGGAACAGCAGGGCAAGGAUAUCUGGCAUUCGCCAGGAUGCAUUUUUCCGGCUGUCUGUGUGCCCUCCUCGUCGCGCUUGUCUACCAAGUGAGCGGUAUGGAUACAGUUAUCGGCCUGUAUGGAGAGACCAUUGAGGUGCCAUGCAACAAUGGAGCCCCCAAACCAAAGGACCUGUUCAUGACCAAAUGGAAAUACGACGAUGGAGACCUGCUGACCCAGCUUAAAGACCAGGACGCCUCUGUCAUAGCCACUGACAAGUACAAGGACCGUGUCAGCAUGGCCGAAAACUCCAGCCUGCUGAUUGCUGCAGCAACACUGAAGGACGAGAAGACUUUUACUUGCAUGGUGGUGGCUGGGGCUGACAUCUCAGAAUACCCAGUCAAACUCCUUAUCCACAAGGCUCCAACCGGAGUGGAGAUCACAGCCCUAGCCACGGAGCUGGAGAUUGGCAAACCAACUCAGCUAGGGCAAUGUAGCACCUCUGAUGCCAACCCAGCUGCCAGCAUCACAUGGUUCAAGAACAAGAAACCUCUGGUGGCUGAUGGGAAAGGCAUUAUAAUCAGUUCCAAAGUAAAGGUGGACGAAGUCACUGGCCUCACCACCACCUCCUCCAUUCUGCAGUACACAGCUGAGAAGGGAGACACAGCAGCUCUGUUCACCUGCGGGGCUUUGAAUACCUUGUCCUCUCCAGUCUCCUUCACUGUCACCUACCCCACAGAGAGGAUCAGUCUGCAUGUCAUUUCGAAAGGGCCCCUAAUGGAAGGAUCCAACGUGACUCUGAAGUGCAAGGCCGACGGGAACCCACCUCCCACCAGCUUCAACUUCCACAUUCUGGGAAAGUUGGUGAAGGUGGAGAACUCUGACUCCUACACUGUGACUGAUGUCACACGUGAAAGCACAGGGGAAUACAAGUGUUCUAUCAUUGACAAUGCCAAGAUGGAAGAUUCCAAGAACAUUACCAUCAAUUACUUGGAUAUGAGUUUGAGCCCCUCAGGGAAGGUUAUGAAGAGCUUUGGCGAAGGCUUGGCUCUGACCCUGCAGACCCAUGCAUCUGGAGAACUUAAGGUGUCUUGGACUAAGGACAAUGGCAAGUUGGACAGUCGUCCCACAUUUGACAAGUUGACCUACUCUGAUUCUGGAAAGUAUGAGGUUGUGGUCACCAUGGGUCCUCUUGUCAAGAAAGCCUCUUUUGAGCUUGUCGUUGAAGGUGUUCCAGUCAUUCGCCGGGUGGCCAAGCGGCGUGGCGAGGACGGCCAGCAUAAGGUACUUACCUGCGAGGCUGAGGGCUCCCCCAAACCCACUGUGGCCUGGAGCGUCAACGGUACCUCGGCUGAUGAGAGUCCCUAUGUCAAUGGAAAGAUCACACACAAGCUGACCAUUGUGCCUACAGUCAACCUGACCGUUGUCUGCACUGUGUCCAAUGAGCUUGGCCAGGACACCAGGACUAUUAACGUGUCGACCUUAUUUGAGGAGGUGAGAAUGGAUAAACAAGACUCAUCCGAUGAGGGUGACACAACAAAGUUGGUGGUAGGAGUUAUUGUUGGUCUGCUCCUGGCCACCGUAGUUGUGGGUCUAGCAUACUGGCUGUACAUGAAGAAAUCCAAGCAAGGCAGCUGGAAGACCGGUGAGAAGGAGGAUGGAUCCACUGAGGAGAGCAAGAAACUGGAGGAGAAAAUUGAAGAAAAGCUGGAGGAGAACAGCCAGAAAGUUGAGGUGUAAAGAAAAUAAAUGUUUAAAGAAUGAGAGAAAAAAAGUGUGGAAGCAGCAACUAGAAGAUUUUGCACACUUCUGUUAAAAUUUUAAAGGGGGCAUUGAAUUGGAUGAAGAUCAUUUGGAUUCGGACUUAUACACAAAACUUUGUUUCCUCUCAAUAUUGAAUGAAAAAAACUGGCUAAAUGAGCGGAUAUGUUUUGUACAUAAGCCUAAAUUGUCUACACUCUAGAUAAAUGCAUUAACUUUCCUACUAUAAUAGUUUUUGUUUCAAGUGUUGGUUAAGAGGGAUUUGGUCAAAUUGAGAAAAAUUACAAUUGGAGUGUCUGGCUUGGAUUUAAUUAACAUUGUUCCUGGUAGAAUUACUACUGGACCAGUUGCCUUUUCUGUAAGGAUGUGUACAUUGGCCGAUACCUCCCUGACUCUCAAUGCAUCCCGAAGAGCUGAAGGUCUUCACCGCAGUUACGUCUCAGUUCCAUAUCAUCAACACAACCAAACAACCAUCCACACAACCACAGUCAGUGCAUUUUGUCUGUUUUUAAUGGCACAUACACUGCCAUUUUUUGUAGUCUCCAUUGGGAAAAUAAAUUGUAGAAAUGUUAAUGAAAGGGCUAAGGGUAUAGGCUACAUAAACAGCUCUGGGUGUUGUAAGGUAAUAUGAGUUAAGCAUUAUACCAAGAUGCAUUGCCUUGGAAGUAGAGGAUCUGUUGUACAAAUUAUUUCAUGACAUGUUUCAUGGUUCCUGUUUAUUUCUUCUUUUUUUAAAUACCAUCAAAAGUAUCAGGAGAUUGAGUCAUGCUGUUAGGCAUCCAUUACACUCUUACCAUUUGUUUGUGUAUCAGUGGGUCGUGUUUAAUUUGAAUGUAACCACUACAUUACAGAAUAUGUCUUAUCUCAGUUGUGUUCAUAGUGUUUAUUUCUGUGCAUUCAUGUCAUUUUGUUAUGUGGAAAGAGACAAGUUGUCCAGCAGUUGGUCAGUGUUAUGAGGAGCAUUUAAUGAACCUGUAAAUAUAUCAGAUCUGGAUGUAAUUGUGAUUUGUUUAGGUUAUUUUUCGCUAUUUAUAUUGUUCAAGAUUACACAAUUAGCAUCUCUGUUAGUUAUAUUCAAUUAUUCUCACAAAUUCCACCACUUAGUUUUAAAGGUACUGAACAAUUGAUGGUACUUUCUUGCAGGUAUUUGACAAUGAUAAUUAUAAUGUAAGCCUUCUGUGGAUUUCUAUGAGAUUUACCACAUGAGAUCUCAUACUGUCAGCUGGCUGUUUGUUUCCUACAUUGUAGUUAAUCUGAAACCAUCAAAUUGGAAAUAAGACCAAAGAGGGUAAAUGUUGCCAUGCAAGUAUUGUAAAUACUGGCUUUUGUUUUUGUACUUUUGUUUAAAAUAAAGUGUAGCCUACAUUUUGAA